Messenger RNA from Cooperia oncophora, 936 nucleotides. The record is from the annotation of a GenBank genome assembly. Lineage: Eukaryota; Metazoa; Nematoda; Chromadorea; Rhabditida; Trichostrongylidae.
AUGGCCACCCAAGGUCCAUCGUUCAACAGCCGUGUACGCGAUUACCGGCGUAAUUUGUUCGGUGAUGGAGCUCCAUUGGUCAAACAGGGUUUCCUCGGUGUCCGAAAUCAGGACAUUACCGUCAGGGAACGACGAAGGUAUACCGAUAUCCUACGCGAGAAACAGGUCGGUGUGCUUCCAAAGUCAAGCGAGCAUGGCACGGCGCUUCAGAAGGCACCAUCGUUGAGCGCCAUCGAGCGAAUCAAAGGCCGAUAUCGAGAAAGUGGCUCCGAAGUGCGACGAGAAGAAACGCCGACGGAAGUGACCUACGCUCCGAUUUUCGUUUCACGCCUUCGUGACGUCUACUUGAAGAAGGCGUCGUUCGUCGUUUUCGAAUGUGCCGUCACCGGUAGUCCACCACCAAACGUCGAGUGGCAGUUCCAAGAAGCACCUGGACGACCGGGACGUCCUGAAUGUGAUCUCGUCUCGGAUACGGAGGCAAUGUUGUCAUGGGAAGCACCUGAAGGACCAACGUACCUGGAAGGGAUAACUUAUCGACUUGAGUAUCGAAAUGCUGAUGUGAACGAUUAUCUCGCCCCAUGGGUGGUGAUCAGCGAAAAUGUAGACGAUGAGGCAGCGGCAGUCCGCCACCUGAACCCCCUAGGAAUCUAUCAAUUCCGAGUAACCGCGAAAAAUGGAUUUGGAUACGGUCUACCUAGUUUGAUUAGUCGCCUUAUCCAGACGAAUGGAAGAGGAGCUCCUAAGCUGCCUCUCGAUGGUAUGAAAGAGGAAUGCCGAUUCAAUGUGCUCACGUUACCCCAAAAGAGGUCUGCAGCUCGGCAACUUGAAGAGAUUUCUGAAGAGAGCGAGGAGGAUCAUUCUCGAGUUGAGCCAUGUGCUCCAUUGGAGCUCUUGGCAGAGGAUCCUACGAAGAGGUUCCAGGUAGGCUAUGAGUAG